CCGGCUCGCGUGGCCGCUGUGUUUGGAGCGGAGGGUGAGGACGGCGCCUGAGCUCUGCUUGAGCUCUGCUUGAGCCGAUUCGGGUCGGGCAAGAUAGAGGUGCCUGGCCAGCCCCCCCCCCCCCCGUGGGUACAGGGGAUCGGAGCUCCUUAUGGCUGCGACUCCAGCGAGCACCAGGGCAGAUGCCGCCAAGGAACGCCACACCAAAGAGAGGAGAGCCAGACAGAAGCUGAAGGAGGCCCUGGCGUCCUGCCUGGCCACAGAUCUCCACAGGCUGCUGACAGAGGAGUCCCAGACAGACAUAGUGCUCCGUGUCGGAUCCGCGACAUUCCGGGCCCACAGAGCCGUGCUGCUGGCCAGAGCCCCUGAACUGCUGCAGGACUCUCAGCACAACUCCGAGUGCAUCCAAGUGGAAAACUUUGAGCCCUCCGAAUUCGAGAACUUUUUACGGCUCGUGUACACCGCGGACCGGAGGGUGAGCCCUCCGCGGCCGGGCGAGGAGAGGGCCGGGGGCGAGGAGGUGCCCGAUGCACGCCGCAGGACAGGGGCCACGGAAGCCAGCGGUCUCUCGGACACUGCAGCUCCGGAGCCGGCCUCUGUGCUUGGAGUGGAUCUGCUUUCGCUGUUUAAAAGCGGAGAAUCCUCCGAUAUCAGCAUUCAGGCUGGGACUCGUGUGUUCAGAGCUCACAGGGCUGUCCUCGCGGCUCGAUCCCGGUACUUCUCUGCCAUGCUGAGCGGGAACUGGCUGGAGAGCUCCCAGCAGCUCAUCGCGCUGCACGGAGUUGGCCCGGCGGAAGUGGAGAUCCUGCUGCACUUUAUUUACGGAGCUCUUCUGGACCUGCCGCCGGGAGCCAACGUCAGCCAGGUGCUCUUCGCGGCCAACAUGCUCCUCCUGGACGGCCUGACUGGUGUGGUGGAGUUCCUCCUGCUGAGAGACUACUGCAGGUUCUUCCCCGAGCCAGGAGACGGUGUCCAGAAGUCUAUCGUAGAGUGCCUGUCGAUAUCUCAUUCCCUGGGCCUCCAGCACCUCUAUGGUCUGUGUUCAAGGUGGAUCGUGGAUAAUUUUGUGAAAUGCUGGUCAGAAAGAAGCUUUGGUCUCCUGUCGCCUGCAGUCCAGAAGGAUUGUCUAGCUUGUCUGGUAAAGACCAUGAGCGUGGGGAAGGUGGUGCCGCUGCUGACCGGCAGCGAGCGCCUGAUGUCCUGCCUGCCCGCGGUCAGCUGGGCGAAGCAGACCUCGUCUCUGGCUGCCGCGCUGCAGGAGGAGUGCCUGCGCUUCGCUGCCGCCCACUUCCCCGCGGUCACCAAGACCGGGCCCUUCCUGCGGCUCCAUUCGACUGAAGAAUUCAACUGCGAUCCGCGCGUUAGGAAAAAGAUCUAUUUGUCUGUUGAGAACAGCAUUACUGUGGACAACUGCUGUGCUCUCUUUCUGGCUGUGGACAAGCUGAUCGGUGAGCGCGUGCCAGGCGGCCCUCCGAGACAGGAACAGGAAGAGGACACCCAGCUGGGAGUCUGGCACGAGGGCUUUCAGGACGAAGCCCAGGCUCUGCGUGUGAAGCUGUGGACCUUCCUGCACCAGUCCUUCUUCGCUGUGCGGCACACCGAGGGAUGGAGCCAGCUGCCCCGGGAGCACAGGGAGCUCAUCCAAGCAGCUGCUGUGGACAAGGGGGACGGUAGAAGACUGGGCAGGAAACCCGUAUUGACCAGCUCACAGCAGCAGCACAGGCCUCUGAAAUGCCCUCGGGAGCCCCAGCUCGCGUGUGAGGAUCCCACGCGGCAGUCCCGGGAGAGGCAGACCCCGCGAGUCGCCCGGCGUCCCGCCUCCAGCCAGCAGGGGGCGAUGAAGUCGGAUGGGCUGGGAGCGUCCGGACCCCUCGCUCCCGGCAGGGCCCCCGGGAACAAGGCGGGGGAGCCAGACGCCCCCAGGGCGAGGCCCGGCGCGGACAGGGUCAGGGGGGCGCGGGAGGCCAAGCCCGCCGACAAGUGCGCGCCCACCAGGGCCGGCUGGAGUGUAGAGCAUCACGGGCCACACUGCCCCCUGCUGGAGGCACAGAGGGGCCUGGCUCUCAGGCUUGUUCCGGCGGCCCUGCCAGUAGCAGCAGCAGCAGCUGCGGGAAGGGGAGCUGAAUUCCAGCCGGUUCCCGUCUUCGCCCGUUUCUCCCAGACGCGCGGGGAGCAGGGCAGGACUGGGAUGACUGCUUCCCCUCGGGUGGGGGGCUGGUCUCUGUGCCAGAGCCUGGGCGACAGUACACGGUAUACAAAUACAUUCAAACCAUUAGCCUAUUCAAAUGUCUGUAAGUGUCUUUUCUUAGCCCGCCCACAGAGGGUAAUUCUGCUUGGGUAUGGUGUCGUGCUGCUGAACGGCUUCCCCUCACUCUCCUCUCUCUCGGCAGCGGAGAACAGGCCGAAGGGCGCGAGCAGGACAGCCGGCAGACCCCCAGCCAGCCGGACUCACAGGCCUGAGCCCGCCAAGCCCCACAGUGUUGGCGGCAAGCCGAGCGCGAGGGACAGCGGCGCGGCCAAGCCCCCCGGCCCGAGCAGAGCCGCAGCCGGCGGUCCCGGGGCCCACGCGGACCAGAGGGUGAAGCCUGCCCCCGCGGAGGGGUGCAACGGGCCGAAAAGCUCCCCGGCGCCGGUAAGUCCGCUGAAAGCCGUCUCCCCGAGAAAGGAGGACGCCAGGGCUCCCACAAGGCCCCGGUCUGCCGGAGAAGCCUCCCCCGCAGCAGCAAAGAGAAAGGCCUUGAAGCCGGCGAGCUCUGCCUGCACCGAGGCCAGAACCAGCAAGUCCGCCAAGGCCGCCUCUGCAGGCCCAAAGCAGCCCCCUGCCGGAGGCAAAAGUGCACCAAAGCAGAAAGCAGCUUCUGAACAGCCGGCGUUGAAGCAGGCUUCCGCACCAGCGGGAUCAGAGAAGCCGUCUCCCUCCGGCGGCAAAAAACACGUGGCUAAAACGAAGGAGUCGCCUCACCACAAGAGCCCGUCUUCGAAGGCUGCCGGGCCCAAGGACGGCGCGUCCGCGGGAGACAGAGAGCAGGCGCCGCGGAGACGUCACGCGGAGGCGUCUCGGGGGGAGGGGGAGCCGGAGCUGGCGGGCAGGGCCCUGGAAACGGUGCGGCCUGUUUUCGCCGGAAAGAAGGAAAACGGUCCUGUGCCCAGAGCUCUGGCGACAACCAGAGGCCUUUCCUCCUCCGCUCCCAGGAGACCGCCCGCUCGGGCUGGAUGUGAGUCACCGUUACAGUUUCGAGACUCGACGGCCUCUAUCGGUGCUGCUGCAGAACGGCCAGAGAGGGAACUGCCAGCUGAAGACGGCACGACCGCUGCCAAAAAUCUUGGGGGCGCUCCUUCCCUUCCGGCAGAGGCAGGCUCUGCGACAAGUGCCGAGAUCCCCCGGAAGGAAUCCAGGGUCCAGAAUGAGGCCACAAACGCUGCGGCAGAGCCCCCUGGGCGGAGUGCGAAGCCGCCGGGCUCUCCCGAGGGCGCGUCGAAGGACAUGGACGGGGCGGAGACGCCCGGGAGCCGGGAGGACUCCGAGGCGCCCCUGGAGGACCCGUGGGGUGCCCUGCACCAGAGGGGCAGCCCCGAGUCGGAAUCGGGCAGCGCCACUACGUCCUCCGACGACAUCAAGCCCCGGUCGGAGGACUACGACGCGGGGGGCUCGCAGGAUGACGACGGCUCCAACGACAGGGGCGUCUCCAAGUGCAGCACCAUGCUGUGCCACGACUUCCUGGGCCGGAGCAGCAGCGACACGAGCACCCCGGAGGAGCUGAAGAUGUACGACAGCGGCCUGCGCGUCGAGGUGAGGCUCCGCGGCCGGGAGGCGGCCGACCCCUUCCACGCCCACUCCACCAGCGAGGAGGACGCUGGGAAGAGCAGGGCGAGGGCCUGGGCGCGGCAGCAGGCCGGGCCUGUGGAGGAGGAGGCGGCCGUCACGGCGAAGGACCUGCCCGGCCACCCGCCGUCGUCCUCGGACGAGGACACGGAGGACGAGCGAUCCGAGGCCGAGAUCCCACGAGGGGUCGCCCCUCCGGCCGAGCCCCCCCCUCACCAGUUUCAAGGCAUCGUCAACCUGGCGUUCGAGGACAUCGCCGAGCAGGAGAACGAUUACCCGUCGGCGGCCAACUUCCUUGCCUUUAAGUAUUGUCAAUUAUUUUUAGAUGAUUGUGACAGAUUGGAUCAAACCUGCACUUAUGAUCGCCGGCCUUCCAAAUCCCUCUCUCCCAUUUACGAGAUGGACACUGGGCCAGCCUUUGAGCAGAGCUUGGAUGCGGACAGGUGCCUCGCGGAGCCCGAGGAAGAGGAGCAGGAGGAGGAUGAAAGCAGCGGGUUUGCAGAGAGGGACUGGACGCUCCUGAGACAGCUGCUCUCCGACCAGGAGUCCAGCUGGGGCGUCAUAAACUCGGUGCCCGAGGACCUGAACCUCGCCCAGUACCUCAUCAGCCAGACGCUGGCGCUGUCGCGCGACUGUCUGAAGACCCCGGCCAGGCUGCCGCUGGACAGGGACUCGGUCAAGCGGUGGGCCGAGCUCAUGUCCCCGCUGGACGACUCCGCCACCAGCAUCACCGUCACCAGCUUCUCCCCGGAGGACGCAGCCUCGCCUCCGGGCGAGUGGACCAUCGUCGAGCUGGAGACGCACCACUGACGGGCCUCCGGGCGAGAGCGUCUCGAGCUGUGCUCUUUUUCUACUACCUUGGAAGACCCACGCAAGCAAGCAAGCUCCUGUUUGCAUUGCGUUUGAGGUACCUCACCUGUGGAUUCUACAGCAGCAGUUACAUUUCGUAUAACCGAUUUUAUUAGGUACCGUCAAAGGUCCUGACAAACUGUUGUAUAGACUUAUUAAACAAGUUAGAGCCGUGUAGCAUGUCUUUGUUUCUUUUGUUUACUUGGUAGAUGUUUACUAGGUGUCGCUUCAGCCUCCAUAGAAAAGACUCAUCAUCGAGCAGCCUUCAUGACCGUCGUCUGCUGGAAACUGCCGUUUUUGUUGUCGGCUCACACUUAUGUGUUGUGUUUGAGAUAAAAAAAAUAAUAAAAAUCUGUGGUCCUUAGCGAUGCUCUGCA
Molecule: messenger RNA, 5049 nt
Organism: Lepisosteus oculatus (spotted gar)
Lineage: Eukaryota; Metazoa; Chordata; Actinopteri; Semionotiformes; Lepisosteidae
Source: RefSeq, a predicted model, not a curated record